GUUUUGUAAUAUUCCCUGUUGACAUGAGCGGGGAACAAUCACCAUUGAUGAUCAACUCUUUUCCAUGGUUUUCAUUUUGCUAAAAAAAGUUCACGGUGAUCCAGUGGAUUUGUCUCCAGUCACUGGGCCCUGCAUAAACCAAUGGAGCCCAGUUCCCCCCACGGUGGCCCGUCAAAUUAAAUUUUCAAGCCCAGGGACCAACUCUCCUUGUUGCCUUAAUCUCUGUGGAGGGGUGGGAUGAAGCAAUGGAUUCUUCGCCCACUAUCGUCCGUUAGCUGGGUCAGGAGUGUCGACUUUUAAACUCGAAUGAAUCCACUUUUUUGUCAAUUUCUCCGCCCUCUGUCUUGUCCUUUUUGGUUCCUGAUAUUUUCUCCAGUUUUUGCUUCCUUUCUUUUCGGCCCUUCGUCGCUGUGAAUAAUUCUUUUGUAUCCUGAAAACUUUCCCAAAUCUCCAAAUGUGCAACAGCACAUUUACUGACGUCCUUGCUCCUUGUUCGAAUUAAUUCCUAUUGCAUGGAUGGAGGCUAUGCCGAUCACUUUUAUUCUUGAUCCUAAACCUUGUCUUAUCGUGUUUAAUAUAUAAUUCCUUGACACCCCACCAUAGCUAAUGGCGCGGAGGAUAUUGUCCCGCAAAACCACGAAUGUCCUGGUAUUUAUCCUGCUAGUGGUGAUUGUGGCUUCGGUGCUCAAGAUCAGUGUGCCUGAUACUUCCCUAGACCCGGCGACGCUCUACCACCAUGCCACCGGCCAGGAUAAGAACGAGCCGGACUAUUGGGAAUGGGAAACUACUACACGAUUCACUCCCCUGAAGAAUCAGUUCACCGCGAGUCCCGGCGCUGAUGACGAGCACCUUUGUGACUCUUUCCCCACCUAUGUGUUGUCACGUAUCCAAGUUGUGCUGAAGAUCGGGGCGUCCGAGCCCGCCGAUCGCGUGGACGCUCAGAUCUCGACCGUCACCCGUUGUAUUCCGAACCUGCUCAUCGUCUCCGAUCGCGAAAGCGAGCUACAUGGUCAUCGCGUGCACGACAUCCUUGCGACGCUUCCCGAAUCGUUUCGCCUCAAUGUGACGGACCUCGAACCCUACGUAGCCCUGAGGCAAGGCGAUGAGAAAGCGGUGGGGAGCGACGAGGGCUGGCACCUGGAUCGCUUCAAGUUCUUGCCCAUGAUCGAACGCGCCCAUGAGGUGAACCCGACCGCGCAGUGGUACAUUUUCCUAGAAUCCGAUACCUACUAUGUGUGGGACAAUCUCUUCCGCCUUCUCGAUCAGUACGAUCCGUCCGAGCCUUUGUAUUUUGGUUCGCCAUCACCCGGACGGGAAAUCGCUCAGGGCAAGCCGAUGUAUUUUGCGUACGGUGGCGCGGGGUUUGUUCUCUCUGGUGGCGCGAUGCAGAAGAUGGUACAUAGACAUCACGGAUCAAUGGGUGAAUACGUUCAGCCAUCUCUGAGCUUACAGUUUGAGGAUAUAGUGAAAGGCGACUGUUGUGGGGAUUCCGUGCUCGGCUGGGCGUUGUACCAGAAAGGCGUCAAAUUGUCGGGCCUAUGGCCCAUGUUCAAUCCACAUCCGCUGCAUAGCAUUCCAUUUGACCAUGCGUAUUGGUGCCAGCCGGUAAUUAGCAUGCAUAAAACUAUGCUAUCGGAUAUGAAGGGGUUGAUCGAGUGGGAAAAUCGACGCGAUCGCAAGAAACCUUUAUUGUACGCGGAUUUGUUUGAGUACACGCGCAUGGGGACUUUCGAAAGCAAAGCAGACUGGGACAACGGGGACUGGGGUGGUUUCAGAGAACCCGACGAGUCGCCAGCACACGUCUCGAUGGAAGCCUGUCGGAGAGCCUGCCACGAGCACGCUGAAUGUCUAUCGUACACCUACGACCAUUCCGGCCAUUGUAUCUUUGUGCGAACAAUGCGAUUAGGUCAUACUAAGCCGCCCACGCAGGAGGUGCGACUCUCCGCUGGCUGGGAUGUGGAGAAAAUGCAGAAUUGGCGAGCGUCGCAUCGAUGCGAGAAGCCCAUGUGGGUGAAGCCGAGCAUUACGCGCAUCUUCUAGAGCAUUGUACAUUAUUAUUCUGUGUCAGGCGUCUGGGUAUUUUGGGUUUAUAUGCAUUUCAUGAUGUUGUCAUUCAAUGCCAAGCUGUUACGAUAUAGAGAUGAAUUGUUGUCAUUUGCACAGAAUACCAGUUGAUAUUUCUUGCAAUUAUUCUUUAAUUGAUACCUAAGACUUUUGGUGGAGCAC
Messenger RNA from Aspergillus pseudotamarii, 2226 nucleotides. RefSeq lists its product as uncharacterized. NCBI's taxonomy places the organism in Eukaryota, Fungi, Ascomycota, Eurotiomycetes, Eurotiales, Aspergillaceae. The transcript is spliced from 2 exons. Bases 607 to 2040 code for a protein of 477 amino acids. Gene Ontology annotation, cellular component: membrane. Gene Ontology annotation, molecular function: glycosyltransferase activity. The record is from RefSeq and is a predicted model, not a curated record.